This is a messenger RNA of Maudiozyma saulgeensis, 1539 nucleotides long. NCBI's taxonomy places the organism in Eukaryota, Fungi, Ascomycota, Saccharomycetes, Saccharomycetales, Saccharomycetaceae. The record is from the annotation of a GenBank genome assembly.
AUGACUAGUUCAAAUACAGCAAUGGAUAACCAAGACGCAAAACAGAGUAAAGAAAAUAAUACAAAUUAUAUGGCCAGGACCACCAAGAGAUGGGUUGAACCAGGUAUUAGAUUAAGUCCGAAACAUUCAAAUAAUGGAGACGCUGUUCAUGAGCCUGUCUUCGAUGUUGAGGAUUUUAUUUCUCCAGGUCAACUAUACUCAACAGAAUCUGGUUGUUUAUUUCAUGCAGGUAGAAUAUUGAUCGUUUUAGUUGGAUUACCUGCAACUUCGAAAACUUUGUUAUCAGUAGCUAUAACUAGAUAUACAAGAUGGUUAGGUGUAAGAACUGAAUCAUUUCAUCUAUCUAAGUAUACUAAAACAAAUACAAACAUACCUUCUUUUCUAUCAGAUGAAUUUUCUACCGUUGAAGGUGCUGAAUUUAAAAAAGAGAUUAUUAAUAAAGUAACAAAUGAUAUGAUAAAAUUUUUUGAUAAUGGGAAGGGACAAAUUGCCAUAUAUGAUGCUCUGAAUAUUAGAAAAAGUGAAAGAGCUGAUAUUAAGAAGACUUUUGAAAAUAAUAAUGUUAAAGUUCUUUUCGUGGAAUCUAUUGUUACUGAUCCAAAUUUAAUGACAAAAAAUAUUGAAUUGGCAAUCCAAUCAGAAGAUUAUAAAAAUUGGGGGAAACAUGAGGCAAUUAAGGACUAUACGAGGAGAAUUACAGAUAAUGAAUCCUUAUAUGAAAGAAUGUCACCAAUUGAAGGUGUAUCAUACAUUAAAUAUUUGAAUUUUGGUGAAAGAAUUAUAAUGAAUAAUACUAAUUAUGGAUAUCUUGUUAACAAAAUUGUUUUCUUCCUAAUGAAUUUAAGUAAUAAACAAGGUUGUAUCUAUUUAUCCAGAUGUGGUAGAAGCGAUUCGGAUAAAUAUACGGAUGAUGAGGUUUUGAAUGAAGAAGGAUUAAAGUUUUCUGAGAUAUUAACAAAAACUGUGAUAGCUAGGGUUAAAGAAAAGGGAUUAGAAAGAAAGAAAAAGGCAAUGGAGUUUAACAAGAAUUCAAAAGACACAUCUGUAACUGCAGAUCCAUCUGUUAACAAUGACGAUAAUCUAAAUUCAGACUCCUUAGUUGUGUGGACUGCUGAGAGAAAGAGAACAUACGACACUGCAAAGUUUUUCAAAGAACAUGGAUUUGAUGUACGAAAAAGAUCACAAUUGAAACAAUUACACCCCGGUGUAGUGGCAGAUAUGACAAUGGAUGAAAUUAAAGAGAAAUAUCCAAAUGAAGUUGAAGAAUAUGAAAGGGAUCCUUAUCAUUAUCGUUUCUCAAGAGCUGAAUCAUAUCACGAUCUAGCUGUUAGAAUGGAACCUCUAUUAUUAGAAUUGGAACACAUGCAUAAUGAUAUUUUAAUUAUUGCACAUGAAUCUACUUUGAGGGUUUUAUAUGGUUAUUUUAUGGCAUGUACUAGUUUAGAGGUCCCAACGCUAGAUUUUACUAGACAUCAAUUGGUUGAAAUAUCAUUUAAUCCUUUCAACAACGUGGUGACAAGAAUUCCUAUUGAUAUUUAA